CAGGGGUCAGCUGGGGUCCACAGCCAGCAGUGAAGGCGACCGUACCGUAGGGUGCACAGGUACGUGCACACACAAUGGCCGUUGUUGUCAGCUCGAUAUCCUCCAGAGCUCUGAGCUGCCAUGGCGGCCAGGUGAAGGUGGUAGCACCGGGAGGGCCGUCGCCUCUACCUUAUUCUACGGUCAAGAUGAGGGGGAUGAGAUGCCUCUACGGCGGCCGCAGAGGGGUGGUCCCCAUCGCAGCCGACGCUUCGGGCCUCCGCACGGUGACGACAGUCAAGGAAAUGAUGCUAUGGCAGAAUACGCGCCACGUGGCGUCAUCACUUACCCGUAGUGAUCAUGAGCAGUUGACAGCUCCUCUUCUUCUUCUUCGAGCUCAUGGCGAUGGCUGCAGGAAACGGAGCGGGAGCGCCCUCCGCUGGUCCGCCGUAGCCCCGGUGAAGGCGAAGAAGGCCGACACUUCUUCCGAUGGUAAAGGAGAAGAGAUCAGCGGCAGCAACCGUGACAGAUCUGCGAGGACGUCUACGGUAGACUACGCGGUGAUUGCUGGGGGGCUAAUCUCACUCCCUGUUGUGGCAUGGUCAUUAUUCACGCUGAAGGCGACUGGAUGUGGGCUGCCGCCCGGACCAGGGGGGUCGCUUGGUGCGCUGGAAGGCAUCAGCUAUCUGGUCGUGGUCGGGAUCGCGGGGUGGUCGCUCCUCGGCAAGCUUAAAGGGACCCCGACGGAGAACGGCCUUGUCAAUGUGAUCGCGACGCUGUCGUACCUCACCCUCCUUGCGGGUGCCGUAGUGUUUGCGCUUCAGCUUCUCGAUUACGGCUUCAUUCCGCCCCCCCUGCCAGGGGAGCAGUGCUUCGGCUGACGUGGCAUAACCCCGGCGCGGUCGUGGCGCGCAGCCUUAUCAUGACGCGGCGGGAAGAGCGCUGCCUUAUGAUGAUUGGUGGCUGGCUUUGGCUUUUCUUGCAGACGCGAUCACUCAGUGCAGUGUGCAUGGUUCAUUAGCUGAAACCCUAAACUCACAGCAUAACUGGAGAUAACCAUAUAUGACCUAAUUGCUCCAACUUGAAGGUGCUGCUUGCUGCUUGCUGCUGCGGCGAAAUACGUAAAUUAAAUUUGCUUUCAACGCAAGCGAAUACCAUAUAUGACCUAAUUGUUCGAAGUUUUUUUUUUUUCUUAAAUUGUUCCAAGUUGAAGGUGCUGCUUGCUGGUGCGCCGAAAUAAAUAAAUUACUGUAAUUAGAUUUCAACACUUUCUCCCUCCUGAUUGAAUUUCGCCCCGGCCAGUAUGUGGAUGGUUGAGGUUUUCGCUUUUCCGCUGUGGAAGAGAACAAGGAGAUAAAUAAAGAUAGUUAUG
Chara braunii is the source of this 1348-nucleotide messenger RNA. NCBI's taxonomy places the organism in Eukaryota, Viridiplantae, Streptophyta, Charophyceae, Charales, Characeae. The record is from the annotation of a GenBank genome assembly.